This is a messenger RNA of Thecamonas trahens ATCC 50062, 1599 nucleotides long. Its product is annotated as pre-mRNA-processing factor 17. Gene Ontology annotation, cellular component: catalytic step 2 spliceosome. Gene Ontology annotation, molecular function: protein binding; mRNA binding. Bases 1 to 1599 code for a protein of 532 amino acids. Gene Ontology annotation, biological process: mRNA splicing, via spliceosome. The record is from RefSeq and is a predicted model, not a curated record. NCBI's taxonomy places the organism in Eukaryota, Apusomonadida, Apusomonadidae. The transcript is spliced from 3 exons.
AUGGACGACCUCAUUGCGGCAUACGGUGACGGUGGCCGCCGUGCAGCGGCUCCACAACCUCCUCCGCCAUCAGGAGCGGCGCCGUCGACACAGCUCGCUGUUGUCGCCGCUCCGCGUGUCGCACCGCGGGCAGGCGGCGGCCGACUCACGGCUUCGUCGGCAUAUGCGGUCUCGGGUGCGCUGGUCGUUGCCGGGCCGCACCACCCGCAGCUGGACGCUGCGCGCGGUGCGGGCGCUAGCCGUGCACAGCCAGUCGCCUUUGAGCAUGCGGCGUUCCAGGACGCUCAGCGCGCGGCGAACAAGCGGCUGCGCGGCGCCCGGCCACGCGCUGGCGCCAAGCGGGCCCGCGGCGAUCCGGGCUCUGUUGACGACAACCCGGUAGCGUACCUCGGCCCGUGGGCAGAGUACGCCGGCGCCAAGACCAAGCAGGUCAUCACGCCCGAGCUCGAGGCGUACAUGCGCGAGGCCAAGCGCCGCAAGCGGAUCAAGGACGGCCUCGAUCCGGACGCGCCGUCGGACGACGGCGGUGAGGGCAACGACGCCGCGGCCGAUGCCGCUGUGGGCGCGAGUGCGUCGGGCGCCGCCGCUGAGGCGGAGCCGGUCGCCGCCGAGCCUGCGCUUGAGGCAGCCGCUGGCCCGUCGUCCACCCCGGCGCCCGCAGAGGUGUCCACCUUUUACGGCGACGCCCUCUUCGACUACCAAGGUCGGUCGUGGCUGGCGCCGCCGGCCGGCGUCAAGGCCUCGGCCCUCGACCUUGUGGCCAAGGUUCCAUCCAAGUGCCACUACACCUGGUCGUCCGGCUCCGACAAGGGCUUCUCCAAGAUCCAGCUCUUCCCCGGCACCGGGCACCUGCUGCUCGCAGCCUCGCUCGAUGGCCCCGCCGGCGUCAAGGACAUCAACUUUAACCACGACGGCUCGUCGUUCCUCACCGCCUCGUACGACUCGACCGUCAAGGUCUGGGAUACCGAGACCGGGGCCUGCAUCCGGACGUACGCUCUCGGCGACGGCGUCCACCCCAACUGCGCUCGUUGGCAGCCGAACCCGACCAUCGAUCCCUCGUCGUUCCUGGCCGCCCUCUCGUCGUCGCGCAUCGAGCAGUUUGAUGUCCGCGCCGACUCGCCGGCCUUUACCCAAGAGUACAAGGAGCACCUCUCCGCCGUCCACGGCAUCUGCUUUGUCGAGGGCGGCAAGCGCUUCGUCUCAACCGGCGACGACAAGGCCGUCCGCGCCUGGGAGUGGGGUAUCCCCGUCCAGAUCUCCAACGUCCGCGAGCCGCACAUGCACGCCAUGCCGACCAUGGCCCUCCACCCCAAGGGCAAGCACCUGGCCGGCCAGUGCCUCAACAACCAGAUCCUGAAGCGCUUCAUGGGCCACAACAACGCCGGCUACGCCCUGCACUUGGCCUUCUCGCCCGAUGGCUCCAUGCUCUCCUCCGGCGACGCCUCGGGCAAGCUCUGGUUCUGGGACUGGGGCCACUCCCGCAUCAUCAAGUCCUUCAAGGCCCACUCUGACGUCCUUGUCGACGUCGCCUGGCACCCGCUCAACCCCUCGUGGAUGUUCACCGCCUCAUGGGACGGCACUGUCAAGUUCUGGAAGUAG